CCGUGGAGCAUAUAUUGCGAUAGUGUGGGCAGUAUCAGAGGGAAAGAGUGAUGCUGAGAUCUAGUAUGAGGGACAAGGGGAUACAGGAAAUUAGUUUACAGUAUAUUGAGUUGAACGUCAUUCGAUAUAGUCUCAAAUAUUUUGUUAUAUUUUUUAAGAGCAACAGGGCUGGCAGGUACGAUUUAGUUUUUCCCGUCUCGAACCCACACUCCAGUACAGUAGGUGGCGGUAAUGCACCAUAACGUUGGAUGCCAACUGCCGGUAAAUCCCACCGAAGAAGAAGACGACGCGAGACUCUUCCCCUCUCUCCCUUCCAGAAAAUUCAGCGUGACUGACGUUUCGUGUCUCUAUAAACUUAAAAAUGCGUUACGUGGCCGCUUACCUCCUGGCUGUGCUCGGUGGCAACACCAGCCCCUCCUCAAAGGACAUCAAGACCAUCCUGGGGAGUGUUGGAAUCGAGGCCGAAGCUGAGCGCCUAGACAAGGUUGUCAAUGAAUUAAAUGGAAAAGACAUCAACGAAAUCAUGAACGCUGGCCUCUCUAAGUUGGCCUCCGUGCCAGCAGGUAGUGCUGUGGCAGCUCCUGCAGCUGGUGCUGUAGCUGGCACUGCUCCUGUUGCUGCGGAAGAGAAAAAGGAGGAGAAGAAAGAGGAAUCUGAAGAGGGAUCUGAUGACGACAUGGGAUUCGGCCUCUUUGAUUAAUUUUUCUUCCGUGAGAAGUGAAAAACAAUAAAUUUUGAAAUUGUUACCAGAAAUCCAUCGUUUCUUUUUUAUUUAUAUAUAUAUACACACACACACACACACACAACUGUCCAGUAUUGUAGGAAUGUUAAAGUUACAAUGACAAACACUGUAGCCAGCAGCCUACUAAAAUAUUGACCGUUGCCUGAGACAAACUUAAAGUCUGGCAGAACAAUGGUGUUUAUUUUGAGUACCGAACUGCAUAUUUUUUUGUGGCAGUUAGAAUUUGCCGGUCCUGCAAGAAAAGGGGAAACCUUGUUGGAUUAUAAGAUAUGAAGAACUGGAAACACCUAGGAGACCUGAAUUUCACAGCUGGCAUGGGUUUUCUGUUUUUCAACCUUGAUUCAUUGAAUUAACAUGUUUUACUGUGGACACAGAAUUGUUUAGAAUCAGCAAGUAAAAUGUGUGAUUUUUUUAAAUUUUACUUAACUGGUAGAAUAUAUUUUGUUUACUUGGUGUCUAACUACUGCAAAUAUUUACUGAAAUUACACCAAUAUGUUUUUUUAAAUCUACAUAUGCGCAACUACAUCCCUAGUUCUAAGAAUAACACAUUUGUUGGUGUGCUGCAUACUGCACCAUGCAGAAGUUCCGAUCUGACUAUUCUACCUCUUAUUUGUUGCUGUGUUUGGCACUUUUACCAAUAUCCAAGGGGUGGAGAGAAAUUGGUUACUGCCAUUCAUGACACAAUGGUGACAUCUUGUGGAUAAAUGUAAUAUGAUUUGAUGUAAUCAAUGUUCUGUUUCUAAAAUGUCACAGACUGCAAAUAAACUUUUCCUGAAUAUCUA
Messenger RNA from Oncorhynchus keta (chum salmon), 1524 nucleotides. Its product is annotated as 60S acidic ribosomal protein P2-like. Gene Ontology annotation, biological process: cytoplasmic translational elongation. Gene Ontology annotation, molecular function: structural constituent of ribosome. Bases 362 to 700 code for a protein of 112 amino acids. Lineage: Eukaryota; Metazoa; Chordata; Actinopteri; Salmoniformes; Salmonidae. The transcript is spliced from 5 exons. The record is from RefSeq and is a predicted model, not a curated record. Gene Ontology annotation, cellular component: cytosolic large ribosomal subunit; ribosome.